UUUUUCUUCGAGAUAAACUUUAGUGAAGGCUUUCUCUUUUUAUGCCCUUCUGUCCUGUCUGGCUUCUGCAGUAUCGACAACGUAUUUGUUAACCACACAUGUCAUGAACGACCAGUGAAACGGAACGCGCUUCACUCUCGCCUGCUCCAAGGUGCCGGUAACGAGCGCACCCGAGCAUUCUCGAUCGGGCCGAAGCUUGUCGGCCCAGCGGCGUCGUCAAGUUCGUGCGGCGGCGCUGUCGCGUCCGGACAACCCUCGCCCUACAGCGCAUUCCUGGAGAAAGGCGACCCUCAUGCAGGACCACAGUCGAAGGCUUUCAAGGCCAUUGCCGGUCCUAGCGCUGCUACUGAGCGUGCUCAUGUGCUACUUGAUCGUGAGCGAAUGGGGUUGGAGGUCAGGCACGUCGUAUUCGAAACAAACCACAGAAACCUGGACAGACAGCGUGCCCCCAGAGACGGCAGGGUUCUCCCGAAUCUUCUUCCUCGAAACCGGAGGCCUCGGUUCCCUCACAGCACGCAUCUCCUGCGCGGUUGAAUCGGCGGCGAGGGUGCAUCCUCACUGGACAGUCUACCUUCUGGCCGCGGCCAGUGGAUAUGCGUCACAAAGAAACGUCACCUUCGCAGGUCCUUUCGCUCAAGUGCUCAGGUCCAUUCCGAACGUCGUCGUCGACGUCGUCAGGCCAAACGAGGUGUUCCAGGGGACGCCUCUUGAGUCGUGGUACGAGUCUGGGAUCCUGAGCCAGAGCGCCUACCCCGUGGAGCACCUGGCCGAUGCUCUCAGGCUGGCGGUGUUGUACAAGCAAGGUGGCGUGUACCUCGACAUCGACGUCAUCGUGAUGCGAUCCCUGGACUCGCUGCCACCUUGCGUCUGCCAGUCGCCUGUGGAGAAUGGCGACAUGGUGAGCAACGGCUUCUUGGCCUUUCGCCGAGGUGAUCCCUUUCUGCUGUACCUGAUGCAACGCGUAUGCGAGGUGUACAGGCCGAAAGAGUGGAGCUCCAUUGGACCCAAGCUGCUGCGGCGGGUAACACUGGCUCGAUGCGGGGCCCGACAGGUGCAAGCGCUGCUCGGACGCCGAUGUGGCGGCGACACGGGCUUCACGGUGCUGCCCCACUGGAUGUUCCUGCCAGUGCCUUACGACCGGUGGCAAUCGUUCUUCGUCGCCAAUGCUAGUCGUGAGGCCUGGAUCAUGUCCUCCGCGAGCUACGUCAUGCACGUCUACAACAAGAUGAGCUCGAAGGCGCCUGCAGUGCCUGGCUCCGCAUACAGGCAGGCGGCCGAGACCUACUGCCCAGACAGUUUACGGCUGUCGUUGCAAAUCCAGGGCACCUUCUGACGUUGUUAUCUGGGAACUGGAAUCUAGCGUUUUGUAUGCGCCAUGACUUGCAGGCCCAUAGGAAAGUGGCUGAGGGCUUCUGCGCAGGCAAUAGUUUCAUACAAACUUACUAACCUGGGGAAAAGUAGCUCUGCAAUCGCUCCAUUACCAUAGAAAUAUUUAUUUAUUAUUUAUUUAUUUAUUAGUACUGCAAUCCCCUCUUUGAGGUUUUAGCAGGUUGUACGUAUUAUACACAAAUGCAAUCAUAAGCCAAAUAUGCCCAAACGAACAAACAAUAUAACUUGCAAUAAGCAUGGCUAAUGACAUCAUAACAUAGCGUUUAAGGCAAAUAGUCUAAACUCAAUACAAAUGAUGUUAGUGUUGGCGCCAUUACUGCGCUAUCAUCAGCAGACUAUCCUUAUGUCCAUCGGCAGGAGGAAGGCGACUUCCAGCGACCCCUGUGUUGCGCUCCCCUGUCCUGCGCUAUAGCUGAUUACAACUUGCGCCUGCAAGUUUCCUCAUCACCUCACCUAGUUUUCUGCCUUCCUCGACUGAGCUUCCCUGCCCUGGCACCUAUAUACUGUAACUUUAAUGGUCCUACGGUCAACUGCCUUGCGCAUUACAUGACCUGCCUAAUGUUUAAUGCGCAAAAAAAAAAGAAAUGAAACCACACACAGCACUCGAGAGAGGACAACGGGACAGAGCGCCACUCACAACUACUUUAUUUUCACAGAAGACACGUACUGUACAUAUACACCCUCAGUCAGCGCCUGCGCAACAAGCACACUCAAACAUCAAGCACGGUAAGAAAAGGCUCUUUCAACAAACUUUUUUCUCAGACUUAUACAACGAUAACGACGUUUCACUAACACACAAGCUACCUUUCUUAUCAAUAUAAAGUGUUUCCAUUUUUUCUAAUAUGCUUUGGUAUAUUAGGGCCCUAUUUAUUUUGCUCAUCGUUUCGUUCAUGUUCCCAGAUACCCUCAUUUACACAGCGCCCAAUCUGUCUUCUAUAGGAACAACCACAGGAGAGGGAAAUUUCAUACACUAACCUUUUGGCACAUUUUAUGAACUGUCGCCCAUGCUUGAUUCCGCAGCCUCUUUCCUUUUCCUUUCCUUUUUCUAUCCGAGAUCAAAGGCCUAGGAGCUGUAAAAAACGAGCGGAACACCAUGCCUGCUCGCUACCUUCUUCGAACUGUGGGACAACUUGUGCACAUAUGGCCCGACCACCGGUCUCAUCUCGUCUUGAGGGACCUCAGCCCCAGCUCUCACAGCCCUUCUUUUCAUUUUUUACAAGAGGCUUUCCGCAACCCCCUCACAAGCGAACCAGGGAACCCAGCUGAAGCCAGCCUGGCCAAUUGGUUUUCGAAACUCAUAUGCAUCUUGUGAAUACAAAACUUCCUGAGCGCGGAUUCAAGAGAGAGUGGAGCAAUUCCACAUUUUAUUAGUUUGGAAUGGGAAGAGCCGAAUGGCAGAAGCCCUUUAUUUGCACGCGCCAAAACCACAAUCUGAUUAUGAGGCGCGCCGUAUACCGAGGGACUCCGGAUUAAGCUUGA
Molecule: messenger RNA, 2868 nt
Organism: Dermacentor albipictus
Lineage: Eukaryota; Metazoa; Arthropoda; Arachnida; Ixodida; Ixodidae
Product: lactosylceramide 4-alpha-galactosyltransferase-like
Biological process (GO): glycosphingolipid biosynthetic process
Molecular function (GO): hexosyltransferase activity
Source: RefSeq, a predicted model, not a curated record